Acinonyx jubatus (cheetah) is the source of this 1167-nucleotide messenger RNA. RefSeq names its product NOP protein chaperone 1 (gene NOPCHAP1). The transcript is spliced from 4 exons. Lineage: Eukaryota; Metazoa; Chordata; Mammalia; Carnivora; Felidae. Gene Ontology annotation, molecular function: box C/D methylation guide snoRNP complex binding. Gene Ontology annotation, biological process: box C/D snoRNP assembly. The coding region runs from base 63 to 617 and encodes 184 amino acids. The record is from RefSeq and is a predicted model, not a curated record.
UGCCCGAGCUUCUUUCCUGCAUCCGGGUCUGGGUGGGCUGGCUCUCAAAUCUAGCGACGGCCAUGGAGGUACGCGAGGAGUCCCAGUCUGGAGCUUCUCCCUCUUCACCCCGGGACUGCUCGGGGAUCUCGGUGUCUAAGGAGCUGCUGACGGCGGGAAGCGGCGGCCGCGCAGGUAUAUGGGACAGGUUACUCAUCAACCCCAAGCCUAAUUGCAGAAAAACUUCCACUCUUCAAACAGUUCGGAUAGAGAGGAGUCCCUUAUUGGACCAAGUACAGACCUUUCUCCCACAGAUGGCUCAGGCAAAUGAAAAGCUAAGAAAAGAAAUGGCAACCGCACCCCCUGGGCAUUUCAAUAUUGAAGAUAUUGAUGGGAGUCUUGGAAAAGUUAUACAAAUGGAUGUGGCCUUGUUUGAGAUGAAUCAGUCCGAUUCAAAAGAAGAGGACGGUUCAGAAGAGAGUUCGCAAGACAGCUCAGAGGACAGCUCAGACUCUGAGGAAGAUGACACCGCCUCUUCUGAAGUCACCACAGACAACUUUAAACUUCCUCAUUCAGAAGACGGAAAAGGCAAGAUCGAGGUUUUGGACAGCCCUGCCAGUAAAAAAAGGAAAGAGUAAAAUAAAUGACCUUGGGAGCAGGUGACAUACGCCUGCUAAUUCUGUGGAAAAAGAAUGUGACUUGCUGGUUAUUUUGCAUUUCAGGUAUCUGUGGUGCUUGUAUGUGAUAUUAGAUAUUUUUUGUUUCUCAGAGAAACAGAAACUAUCUUUUAAAGGCUGGAAUAGUAGCAUUUGGGGAAUCUUCUAAGAGCAGACUGCAUUUGAUCUCAUGCUAAAGAGAUUCCCUUUAGAAAGCUUAGCUUUAUGUAUGGUGACAAGUGAAUUUGCUGGCAUUUUCUUUCUUCAGCAGACUUUGGAAAUAUCAAACUUAUUUUAAAGUAAAAAUACAAAUCCUUUGUUUUUGUUUGAAAUUUAUUCUCUUGAAUAACCCAAUAUAGGUUUUUUGGGAUAUUAUAAAAUCAGAUUUAUUUGUUACCAUCACAGUGUGGGUUCAAUAGGGGAGAAUUUUUUUUUUUUUUAAGAGAAAGAAAUUUUUUAUAAAGAUAAGAAUUAUUUAUAUUCAGCUGCCCCCAGGCAUAUCUACUUUCAUUAAAAAAAAAACAAAAACAAA